Messenger RNA from Xyrauchen texanus (razorback sucker), 1244 nucleotides. It is a transcript of the gene mb, whose product is annotated as myoglobin. The record is from RefSeq and is a predicted model, not a curated record. Gene Ontology annotation, molecular function: oxygen binding; heme binding. The transcript is spliced from 4 exons. The coding region runs from base 147 to 590 and encodes 147 amino acids. Lineage: Eukaryota; Metazoa; Chordata; Actinopteri; Cypriniformes; Catostomidae. Gene Ontology annotation, biological process: oxygen transport. Gene Ontology annotation, cellular component: extracellular exosome.
CUGUGAUUGACGGGUGAGGGAAAGGGAUGUCACAAAGUGGCCAUAUAAAAUGUGAAUUUGAAGAAUUAGUGAUGUGAGGAUAUUCGGGGAGAUUUCCAAACCCACAAACAGUCACACGCUCUUCAGACGGGACGCUGAUAUCGACGAUGGCCGAUCAUGACCUGGUUCUGAAAUGUUGGGGCCCAGUGGAAGCCGACUACACCGGCUACGGAGGAGAAGUCCUGAACCGUUUGUUUAACGAGCACCCGGAAACUCUAAAACUGUUCCCGAAGUUUGAGGGCAUCGCACAGGGUGAUUUGGUGGGACAUCCAGCGGUAGCAGCCCAUGGCGCGACGGUGCUGAAGAAGCUAGGUGAGCUGCUGAAGGCCGGAGGUGAUCACGCUGGGAUCCUCAAACCGCUGGCCAACACCCACGCCAACAUACACAAGAUCGGCCUCAACAACUUCAGGCUGAUCACUGAAGUCAUCGUGAAGUUGAUGGCGGAGAAGGCGGGUCUUGACGGUGCCGGUCAGGCCGCUCUGAGGAGCGUGAUGGAUGUCGUCGUCUGCGAUAUCGACGGAUACUACAAAGAAAUCGGAUUUGCUGGAUAAAUGACACCAAACCCCGACAAUCCCAAACUCAGCAGGAUGUAGAUCAUGACACAAUGGGAGUAUAUCAUAGGAAAAGCGCUUGUUGUGUUAUCGCCAUUCGCACAUAGAAAUGAUUGUGCUUAUAAAUGCAAGCUAAUAACAUUAAACAUUAAAAUUGCCUGUGUAAAUUGUCCACAGAAAACAUAUAAUCAUGUAUCAUGUAUAAAACCGAAAUAAGGUUGUUUCUGCCUUUUUUUUAAAUGUGCAUGUUUGUGGUUUUGAAUCAAGUCAGGUUUGGAAUGUCAUCUGAUGUUUGUUUAAACAGUGAGUGAGCCUGAUGAUGUCAUAAUGCUGUCUGGUGAUGUCAUAAUGCUGCCUGGUGAUGUCAUAAUGGCGACUGUGUGUUAGGGUCUCAGGAGGACCUUAUUUAAAUUGCACUAAUGGUGAUUAUCCAUUGAAAUAACCUUUCAUUUUCUUUUCAAUGAACCUUUUAACGUUCUUAAUGACUGCUAAUCGUAAUUCUUGUUUCGAUGCGCCUUUGGACAUGCAUUCAAUUGUUACUAGUGAGCAUUCACUGUUGCUAGCAGGCAUUUUACGAUUUUAAAUCAUAAUAUUCAGGUGAUUUACUUUUUUGAAGCAACGCUUUUAAUAAACAUUGCAUAUACCUGCUGGAAA